Cavia porcellus (domestic guinea pig) is the source of this 3617-nucleotide messenger RNA. It is a transcript of the gene Hmgcs2, whose product is annotated as 3-hydroxy-3-methylglutaryl-CoA synthase 2. Gene Ontology annotation, molecular function: hydroxymethylglutaryl-CoA synthase activity. Lineage: Eukaryota; Metazoa; Chordata; Mammalia; Rodentia; Caviidae. Gene Ontology annotation, cellular component: mitochondrion. Gene Ontology annotation, biological process: acetyl-CoA metabolic process. The record is from RefSeq and is a predicted model, not a curated record. Bases 106 to 1632 code for a protein of 508 amino acids. The transcript is spliced from 10 exons.
GCUUUAGGAGGCAGGAAUUCACGGUGCUAUAAAGCCCAACCAGGAAUUGCUAGACAUCUCUCCCAAGGGUUGUGAACUGCUAGCUUUCUGCUCGCUCCUCCAGAAAUGCAGCGGCUGCUGACUCCAGUGAGGCAAGUCCUGCGAGUGAAGAGGGUGAUUCGGGAAGUGUCCCUCACCCCUGUGCACCUGCUCCCUGCAGCCCACCAGAGAUUUUCUACAGUCUCUGCUGCCCCACUGGCCAAAACAGAUACUUGGCCAAAAGAUGUGGGCAUCCUUGACCUGGAGGUCUAUUUCCCAGCCCAAUAUGUAGACCAAACGGACCUGGAGAAGUACAACAAUGUGGAGGCAGGGAAGUACACAGUGGGCUUGGGUCAGACCCAAAUGGGCUUCUGCUCAGUCCAGGAGGACAUCAACUCCCUGUGUCUGACAGUGGUGCAACGGCUGAUGGAGCGCACACGGCUGCCAUGGGACUCUGUGGGCAGGCUGGAAGUGGGCACCGAGACCAUCAUCGACAAGUCCAAGGCUGUCAAAACAGUGCUCAUGGAACUCUUCCAAGAUUCAGGCAACACUGACAUCGAGGGCAUAGAUACCACCAAUGCCUGCUACGGUGGCACCGCUUCCCUUUUCAAUGCUGCCAACUGGAUGGAGUCCAGCUACUGGGAUGGUCGCUAUGCACUGGUGGUCUGUGGAGACAUUGCAGUGUACCCCAAUGGCAACGCACGUCCCACAGGUGGCGCUGGAGCUGUGGCCAUGCUGAUUGGGCCUAACGCCCCUCUAGCCCUGGAGCAAGGACUUAGGGGCACCCACAUGGAGAAUGCCUAUGACUUCUACAAACCCAAUUUGGCUUCAGAGUACCCGUUGGUGGAUGGCAAGCUCUCCAUCCAGUGUUACUUUCGGGCCUUGGAUAAGUGCUAUGCAUCGUACCGCCGAAAAAUCCAGAAUCAAUGGAAGCAAGAUGGCGUUGACCGGCCUUUCACUCUUGAUGAUAUACAGUAUAUGAUCUUUCAUACACCCUUUUGCAAGAUGGUUCAGAAAUCUCUGGGUCGCCUGAUGUUCAGUGACUUCCUGUCAUCUAGCAGUGACACACGGAACACCUCAUACAAAGGGCUGGAGGCCUUCAGGAACCUAAAGCUGGAAGAUACCUACACCAACAAGGACGUGGAUAAAGCCCUUCUGAAAGCCUCCCUGGACACGUUCAACAAGAAGACCAGGGCCUCCCUCUACCUCUCCACGCACAAUGGCAACAUGUACACCUCAUCUCUAUAUGGCUGUCUGGCCUCGCUUCUGGCACAUCACUCUGCUCAAGACUUGGCUGGCUCCAGGAUUGGUGCCUUCUCCUAUGGUUCUGGCUUAGCAGCAAGUUUGUUUUCAUUUCGAGUGUCCAAGGAUGCUUCUCCUGGGUCCCCACUGGAGAAGCUGGUAUCUAGUGUAUCAGACCUGCCACAACGUCUGGCCUCCAGGAGGCGUAUGUCUCCUGAAGAAUUCACAGAAGUAAUGAACCAAAGAGAGCAGUUCUACCACAAAUCAAACUUCUCACCACCUGGUGAUAUAAACAAUCUUUUCCCGGGAACUUGGUAUCUUGAGCGAGUAGAUGAGAUGCAUCGCCGGAAGUAUGCCCGGCGUCCUGUCUAAGAGUGAUCCAUAAAGCAACUCCUGUGGAAGAGCACUAGCAGAGCCUCUGCCUAUGAAUCAUGUUUAAAAUACUGCCCUUGUCUGUUAAAUGAAUUUGACCUUAGCCAUAGAUUCCAUAAACACUGGCCCUGAAUAUGAUGAUUGAAGCUCCUCUGAGGAAAAAAACAAACAACCAACCAACAACAACAACAAAAAACCAACAAAACAGCCACAGCUCUUUUGGAGAAAAAUGGUUGAAACUCCUCUGAAGAAAAGCAGUUGCAGUGAAGCUCCUCCAAAGAAGAUCAGCUGAAGUCCUUCAUGCUUAUUCUCCUUUUUAUACUGUUCUGAUGACAAUCUUCUUUAAAGUGGAUUUUCCACACCUAGAACCAUGCUGACUCAAUUGAGCUGGGCGUGCCCAUUCACACUGACAAUUAAUCAGUUGACCCCACAGUCCACCCCUUGUCAAGUUGAUAAUGAGACAGAUUUCCUUAAACUAGUAGACCAUCUGGACCAUCUAUCUACUCUUCCAGUAGAUUUAUAGAAUUAACAUAUCUUGAUCUGUUAAGACUUACAUUAAUAUAACAAUUAUACAGUUCUUAUUGCACUUAUUUCACACCAGGAACAAAUAUUCAAGGGAUUCUAAAAAUUCAAAAUUAAAACCAUAAUUAUUGACUAAGUGGCCUGAUUACAAAUAGAUGACUAAAAACUAUGAAUGUACAUGCUUCAUGACUCCCUUAUAUGUCUGUUACUUUACUCAAAAAUCUUAAAAAUGCAUUUAACACUAACCAAUGAUUCAAAUGCCAAAAAGUAAAUAAAAACUAUGCCCACAAGUAAAAAAUUAAUAAUUUGACUACAAAGUGUAAUAUACCAUUAUAGUGCAUUCACAUUAAAAAUGUGACUUCUCAAGUUUUGAAACAUCCAUGGCUCUCAUUUAAGUACAUGGUUUAAAAUUUAGUUGUAUUGCAUAACUUAAGAAAUCUGUGUAAUAAAGCCUAGGCACUUAAUAUAACACAGGUUUAAUAAUACUUAAAAAACAUACAUAUUAACAUUAUAUCAUGUUAAAAUCAUAUUAAGGGAGAGCUAAAAAAAUCACAAUCUUCAUUUCUGUAGCUGAUCACAGGGCUAUUUAGAACUACCUUUCUCUACUACCCAUUCUGUAUUUCUUCAGCGAGUGCCUUAGCAGGUCUUGGUUCUUUCCCUUGUGGGCCAACUAAUAGUCUCAUUCCUGAAGGUUCUGGACCAUCUAUCACUCUGCCUACACUGGGUUGUUGUACUUUGGAAAUACCAGAAGGUACCCCAAGGGUUACCCUAUACUCUGAGUAUAUUCCUUUUUUCCUCCAUUGUGGAGCAGUAGUCCUGUUUCCCCUUGAUAAUCUGGGUCCCUUUGAUAGCCUGCCAACAUUGUGACUCCUUUUUUAGCUUGUUUCCUUGGAGCAUUAGGAGACCAAAAUGACUAGGGAAGUUAUAGCAUCUAAUUUAAUGGCAUCAUUAUUGUAGUUCUGGUACAAACCUUCACCACUCUGGAAGUAAGUAUUCUAAACCAUCAGAACAUAAAUUUGCAGGAACCUGAACUAAAAACUUUGCUAGCAGAUCACUAAGGGUAAUAGUGAGUGGUACAAUUUCCACUUCUACCCCUUGAUUUCUGGACUGUACUAGAUAUCUUGGCUAUGUGAGAUACAGCACAAUAUAGUUGGUUCUGGUUCAGAUGGUAUCCAGUCCUCUGAAGAACCUUGUUUCAGCUCUGCAAGCUACUGAUACCUAGUUGACUGAUACCUAUACCUAUACCUAUAAUGAUACCUAUACCUAUAAUUGUGUCUUCAAAAGAUCAUUUCCCCUUUCUUAUCAGUCUAGUCACUUCUGGAUGGUGAGCUACAUGGUAAGACCAGUGAAUUCCAUGAGCAUGAGCCCAUUGCCUCACUUUUUUGUCCAUAAAGUGUGUUCCUUGGUCACAGACAAUAUUAUUUGGAAUUCUAUGAUAGAGAAUAAAGCAUUCUGUGAGUCCA